Molecule: messenger RNA, 1425 nt
Organism: Punctularia strigosozonata HHB-11173 SS5
Lineage: Eukaryota; Fungi; Basidiomycota; Agaricomycetes; Corticiales; Punctulariaceae
Product: MFS general substrate transporter
Exons: 8
Coding region: 1-1425 (474 amino acids)
Source: RefSeq, a predicted model, not a curated record
AUGCAGCUCCCGACCUGGUAUACGAGGCCAACAACGCAGGUGGUGCUGAUGGGCAUCACCUGUUUUGCGACUCCUGGUAUGUACAGCGCCCUUGGAAAUCUCGGCGCAGGAGGUACGCAAAACGUAUCGCUCGCGGACACAUCUACGGGCGUGCUGUACGGAUUUUUCGCGCUCGCUGGCCUGAUCAGCGGAGGCAUCACAAACAUGCUUGGCCCACGGCUAACACUUUUCUUGGGUACCCUCGGAUACGCCUUAUACACUGGGGCGCUCUGGUGCUAUCAGACGCAAGGCACCCGAUGGUUUCUUAUUUUCUCAGGCGCUGUGUUGGGUGUUUCCGCCGCACUGCUCUGGUCCGCACAAGGAGCCGUGAUGAUGUCGUACCCCCUGGAGAAGGAUAGAGGGAAGUCGUUCGCCAUCUUCUGGGCAAUCUUUUCGUUUGGCUCCUUCAUUGGAUCAAUCAUUGCUCUCGCUAUCAAUAUCGAGAGCGGGAAGCUGAAUGCGGUCUCCACGAGCACCUACAUUGCAUUUCUAGUGAUCAUCUUCUGUGGCGUGGCGUCGUCCCUCCUGAUCCUACCACCCGAUCGCAUCGUCAGAGGCGAUGGCACGCUCGUCACUGCCCAGAAGCAUUCGUCGAUCAAUACGGAGCUGAUCGCGAUGGCUCAGAUGUUCACCGACUGGCGGGUCGUCGCUCUGAUUCCUAUGUUCUUCGCGUCGAACUAUUUCUACGCUUACCAAGGCGCGAUCAACUUUGGCCUAUUUGACAGUCCUACGAGAGCCCUGAAUGGAACGCUUGAAGGUGUCGGGGCCAUUGUUGGGGCGCUGAUGAUCGGUUGUUUCGUCUUGGACGACCCUACGUCAAGAAUCAAGUUUAGUCGCCGCACUCGUGGAUACAUCGGGCUCGGCGUCGUCGUUACGAUCACCAUCGUUGUGUGGGCGGUAGCUCUGAGCUGGCAAGUGACAUUCGAUCGCGCGGAUGCAGCCAGAAUGCACGCCGAGGGCACCCUCAUCAAUUAUCACGAAGGGAGGUAUCGAGGAAAGGCGGCCUUGCUAUUCUUUUAUUACUUCAGCGAUGCAUGUUAUCAGGCGCUUGCCUAUUGGAUCAUGAGCGCAAUCACUAAUGAUCCCUUUCGCCUUGCUCGCUUCGCCGGUAUCUACAAGGCCAUUCAGUCCGCCGGUGGCGCUGGCUCUUUCGGCAUGGACGCCGUCGCAACGCCGUACUUUAACGAGCUCCUCGCAAGCUGGAUCCUCAUGCUCGCCUCAUUCCCGCUUGCCUUCCUCGUCAUCCGCACGGUUAAAGAAUCUAACUACGAAGAUGAACAAGUCGUGUAUGUCGGCGAUGUCAAACACGGGGCCGUGGAAGCUGGUGAACUCAACUCGCCACCGGUCGAGGAAGAGAAAGCGAGCUCGUCCAGUAUCGAUGCAUGA